AUGCAACCUCUCCGAUGGCUAGGCAUCUUGCCCGGAGACCCCGAGAAGGGAAUGUGGGAGACGCGCUGUCGGAACCCAUUCAAAGUUGCAUCUAUCUAUGCAUCAUCGGAGAUUUAUUGUCACGACGAGGAGCGUCGUACUGGACUAACACAGUUGGCGAAACUAUGUCAGGAGGUGGGCCAUAGCGAAUUACUGUCAAGAGCUGCUGUUGCAGAGCAUCUUACCGAGGAGAGCAUCCGCAACAUGAGAAUUGUGGAUUAUUUGGAGCUCUCACGGGUGAACUACCAGAAUACUCCCGUUCUUCUUUCUGCAUCAUAUUUCAAUCGCAUGUUCGAUACAAUUGACUCUUGGCAAUUCGAGACAUGGUCACAUCACGCCUUUAGAUAUUUCCAAAUAAGCUACGUUGGGUACGCCUAUUGGGCAGGAAUUUUAUCACUGGGAGUCCUCUAUCGCCUAUAUGGUUGGAUGCUUCUUGGUCGACAGCAACACAUCGAGUCUGGCCUGGAGUCCACCAUAUAUCGCUCAAUCUGGCGUCGACUGUCAUUUUUGGAAUGCGUUGUUCAUUGGAUUUUAACACAUCUGAUUAUCCUGUCCCCGCUUGCUGGUCAAGGGCGGCGUUUAAUUGGUUGUACAUUCCCAUCGCGAGCAGAUGCACUUGCAGUGGGAGGCUUUUGGAUACUAAGUAUUAUCCUAAGUGUGGUUGGUUACCGAACUUUUCAGGGCAAUAUCUACUGGCCCGACGUCACUAGUCAGAUUCUACGCUAUUCAGCUGAUCGGACCGGAAUCAUGUCAUUCGCGAACUUCCUUCUAUUAAUUGUAUUCGCCGGACGCAAUAACAUAUUAAUCUGGGCCACUGGGUGGAGUUUUGCGACCUUUAACGUCUUUCAUCGUCAUGUGGCACGGAUCGCAACGUUUCAAGCAGUGGCCCAUUCAGUCCUAUAUUUCUAUUUCCAUGCACCAACGGCCGGGAGGGCCAUUCCAACCCAAUACAGACUACUAAGCGAUGCGACCGGGGUAGUCAACAAAUUAUGGAAGGAAAUCACCAAAGUUUAUAUCCUCUGGGGGGUUUUGACAUUUAUCCUGAUGAUUUUGGUUUUAAUCACUUCAUUGGAUCGUAUGCGUGCCGCGUCCUACGAGCUUUUUAUGGUAGCUCACAUUCUUUUGUCUGUGAUCACUCUCGUUGGCUGUUUCUACCAUACCAUUGUCUUUGAAGGGCACGAGUAUUGGGAGUAUCUGUGGCCAUCCGUGAUAAUUUGGGCAACCGAUCGCUGUCUGAGGAUCGUUCGGCUAGUUUAUUGUAACGUCCACGUUAGGCUGUCUAAGGGCAAGUUCAUAAAUGUCACAGAGUCUCGCAUGACAUACGACGAAGUAGCCGAUGUCAUUCGGUUGGAGGUCACCCCAGGAAUGCCAGGUUUACAGGCUAGGCCGGGAGACUACUACUUCUUGUAUCAGCCAUUCCGCUUCACCGGCUGGGAGAACCAUCCGUUUACUGUUGGAGCUUGGAGCUACGAAUCGGAUCCGCGUGGAGCGCCACUGGAAAUCGUUGGCAAACCUUGGGACUCUAUCGAUAAUUCUCAGCUUCCACUUCUAUCUGAGACCAUUUUUAGUCAUCGAAGCUUGGGCGGAAGGAAAAUGCCAUUUCAACAAUCUCUGAUCCCAAAGCUGACCUUCUGGAUUCGUCCCUACAAUGGCUGGACGCAACAGCUUCGCAAGCAAUGUUUGCGUGUGUCGAACCAACCUGUUCACACCACUAUGCUUCUCGAAGGCCCGUAUGGACACAACGUCCCUCUCUGGAGAUACGAAUCAGUGUUGAUCAUCGUGGGAGGGACUGGCAUUGCCGCCGCGGUGCCAUAUCUUCAUGAUCAUCUCCAAAGGUCUACCAAUCACUGGUCAGACACAUCGGAAGAAAAGUUACAAACCCGAGAGAUCGAAUUAGUCUGGACUACACGACAGCCAGCUUUCCUUCGUGACCUUGCCGAUCGUGAACUCAAACAGAUGCUUGACCGGGAAGACUUUCGUGCCUCUUUCUAUGCCACGGGAUCCUCGGAUAGAUUUCGCGAGGAUUGGAAUGCUGUUGGAUAUACAGUCCAGAUGGGUCGACCAAAUCUUCAGUCGAUAAUUCUGAGCCAUUCCUGUGAUACCUCUGCGGCUGGGAUGAAGUUAGCCAUUUUGGUUUGUGGACCAACUGGGAUGGCCGACGAGGCGCGUGCGGCAAUACACCUGGCAAGGCAACAAGGUUACCAGAACAUUGAGUAUGUAGAAGAGUCAUUUACCUGGUGA
Penicillium daleae is the source of this 2280-nucleotide messenger RNA. Its product is annotated as ferric reductase family protein. Gene Ontology annotation, cellular component: plasma membrane. Gene Ontology annotation, molecular function: ferric-chelate reductase activity. Gene Ontology annotation, biological process: iron ion transport; copper ion import; intracellular iron ion homeostasis. The transcript has 8 exons. The coding region runs from base 1 to 2280 and encodes 759 amino acids. The record is from RefSeq and is a predicted model, not a curated record. NCBI's taxonomy places the organism in Eukaryota, Fungi, Ascomycota, Eurotiomycetes, Eurotiales, Aspergillaceae.